Molecule: messenger RNA, 718 nt
Organism: Prunus dulcis (almond)
Lineage: Eukaryota; Viridiplantae; Streptophyta; Magnoliopsida; Rosales; Rosaceae
Exons: 4
Coding region: 112-531 (139 amino acids)
Source: RefSeq, a predicted model, not a curated record
UGAUGGCGAUGAGAAUAACAAUGACCGUCGGAUUCGCCAUGGCUGAUCUGAUGGCUCUGGUCUGGCCUCUCCGAUCUGCUUUAGAAGGCUUUUAAGCAGCUGGGCUAGCUGAUGAGCGGUGGAGUGUGGAAAGAGAGUCGAGUCUUCCCGGUUGUGGGCCAUGUGAAGUGUGGGGUCCACAGGUGCCGACUCAUUUUUCUUCUAUUGAUUUUGCAGCGAAAAUACGAGAACCCAGGAGCCAAGUCUGAAGUUCAAAAUAUCCUCUUGCAGCAUCAAGCAUCUCUGCUGUUUGUAUUACAGCAUGCAAGCCAGCCCUAUAGAAGUGAUUUCUACCUUCAAAGGUAUGGAAAAGAUCAUAUCAGCUUAACAACAUGGCACGAGCCACUGAUCUUCUUGCGAUUGCGCUUAUCGUUUUUCCUAGCAUGGUUUUGGCAACAGAGUAUGUUGUUGGAGAUGAUGAAGGCUGGAAUUCUGGAGUCGAUUACUAUGCUUGGCUUGAUGGCAAAACUUUCUAUGUUGGAGAUGUGUUAGGUAAUUAACUGAUUACUUAGCGUGCAGAUGCAACAACUUGCUGCCUUCUCCUUGCGGCAUUCAACUAGAAAAAUAAUCAUCAUAAAAUUCCUUGGUUGCUGUACGAACUUCUUUGCUGCAUUGAUUGAUCAUCGUUUUUCUUUUCUUGAAACUUAAAUUUUUUCCUUGGUUUGGUUCUGUUCUUACU